This is a messenger RNA of Sphaeramia orbicularis (orbiculate cardinalfish), 1385 nucleotides long. It is a transcript of the gene vps29, whose product is annotated as VPS29 retromer complex component. The transcript has 3 exons. Gene Ontology annotation, biological process: retrograde transport, endosome to Golgi. Bases 468 to 1040 code for a protein of 190 amino acids. The record is from RefSeq and is a predicted model, not a curated record. Lineage: Eukaryota; Metazoa; Chordata; Actinopteri; Kurtiformes; Apogonidae. Gene Ontology annotation, cellular component: retromer complex.
UCUGCAGCUCGUAGUGAAAAAAAUCUGACCUUUAAAGAUUCAUUUCUGCCUGUAUUUUUUGCAGGAUUGAGCACUACAAAGGUUUUUGGACCGAAAAAAAGACCCAACAUCCUCAUCUUAUUCAAAAUUCAGCGGCUAAAACAUUCACAAUCUGCAAUAACCACUGUAACAUGUAACAAUUUAUCACAAAAUAUUGGGAAAUGCAUUACAUAUUGUUCAGGUUGUUAAUACCAAACAUGAUAAAUUUUUACAAUAUGCAGGUGUUAUUAUAUAAGUGAGAAUUUACUAUAUUUGUUGAGUUUUACACGAUGACUUGUUUAUGCACGGUACUGCAUUAAUCUGAACCAGACUGGUGUUGCAGUGACAUUAAACUGAAAUUAUAAAACAGAACUAAAUGACCAGUAAAGUCCUUCUGCCUCUGUACACUUUCCUCUCAGAUGGAUCUGUGUGACCUCUCUGAUUAAUACAUGUGUGUGUUUAUGCGAUGCCAUCAGUUGGUCCUGGUGUUAGGUGACCUGCACAUCCCCCACCGGUGCAACACCCUGCCCGCUAAGUUCAAGAAGCUGCUGGUCCCGGGAAAGAUCCAACACAUUCUGUGCACGGGAAACCUCUGCACCAAGGAGAGCUAUGACUACCUGAAGACCCUGGCAGGAGAUGUGCACAUAGUCCGAGGAGACUUCGACGAGAACAUGAACUACCCUGAGCAGAAGGUGGUGACCGUGGGCCAGUUUAAGAUCGGCCUCAUCCACGGGCAUCAGGUGAUCCCGUGGGGCGACAUGGCCAGUCUGGCGCUGCUCCAGAGGCAGCUGGACGUCGACAUCCUCAUCUCCGGGCACACGCACAAGUUUGAGGCGUUCGAGAACGAGAACAAGUUCUACAUCAACCCCGGCUCGGCCACAGGAGCCUACAGCGCACUGGAAAGUAACAUCAUCCCCUCUUUUGUAUUAAUGGACAUCCAGGCGUCGACGGUGGUGACAUACGUUUACCAGCUGAUCGGCGACGACGUCAAGGUGGAGAGAAUUGAGUACAAGAAGUCUUAAAGACAGGGUUCUCAGUGUAUCAUUUCAUUCCUUUUCCACCAGGGGGCAGCACUGUCCCUGCAGUCACCACCAUGUUAAUGCUGUAACAAACAGACCCGUGUAUUAUAUUGUUUAUACGUCAUCAGCACUCGCGUGUGUCCAGGCUGUUAUUUGGAAACUGUAGAGAAUGCAAUAAUGUCACAUGUAUUUGUUAUCAAAAAGAAAUAUUUGGUGCCAUUUUCUUUUUUCUUUUUUUCUUUUUUUUUUUUAUUUCCCUCUUGUCAUGUCAUGUAACCGACUGGCCUUUAGCUUCUUUAGUCCGAAUUCUUUAAUUUCUUUACAAAAUAAAGAUCUAAUUUCACUCCA